Molecule: messenger RNA, 1428 nt
Organism: Jaminaea rosea
Lineage: Eukaryota; Fungi; Basidiomycota; Exobasidiomycetes; Microstromatales
Exons: 1
Coding region: 210-1280 (356 amino acids)
Source: RefSeq, a predicted model, not a curated record
GCGGCUUGCCGUGCUUCGCGCAGCUUCGCUCGCUGUCAUUGCUAUCAUCCAACAGCAACGACGGCUGGCCCGCUCAUCAUCUUCAUCUUCAUCUUCAUCAUUGCAAUGUGCUGCUAGCAUCGCCUACGAAAGUGCGGCCGACUUGACACCUCAGCUGUUCUCGAUUCCAUUCAGCACGCGUACGCAGCUAAAUCGAUUCUCAAGUCGCAAUGACGCCAGCACAGCUUGGCUUCAGCCAAUCGCUCCCCACUUCUGCGAGUUCUUUCGCAUUGAAUGGCAGCCAUCUUCACAAGCGGCGGCGCUCAAGGGCAACUUGUAGACGAGCGUCAGCGCAAUCAGCCGUAUCGCAGCCACACGCAGCGGCAGGAACGGGCAAUGACAGCGAUUCCGAUGACGACGAGGAGCCUAUCGAGCAGGGAUCGUCGUCCUCUGAAACAAUUGGUGGUCACCCACGCAAACGUCCUCACCUUGACUCGAGUGACGUUGGCCGCUUUGCAAGCAUGUCCAUCGCGCCGAUGAUGCUUGACCUAGACGGCAGCAAGGAUCCGGCGGACGAUCACGAUGCUGCGCCGCCCACUACACCCUGCCUUCCCGACUCGAGCUCGUCGUGGGGUGCUCCGCCAACCACACCGACGACUGCAACCGCACCUGCCGGUUCUACGUGGGAAAUUGACCGCUACCGCACUUACGUGGCCAGCCUCGACGACGACGAUGAGGAUGCAAACGCGUACGUUCCUCCACAGCCCUCGAGCCCUCCACGCCGAGGGUCAAAGGCUACAAUUCCCAUCACUCGUCAGGAAGCGGAAGAGGUCGAACGCUUCAAAGCUGCCAAAGAUCCGGUAGCGAUGCAAGAGGGCGAGGGAGCGGAGCCUUGCUUGGAGGUGAACCCGGAGCUACUCGCCAAGCUCGAAGCACACUCCCAGGCGCUGCUCGUGGGUGGGGACAUGAGUCGUCGUCGCGGCGUGCCAGACAGAGAUACUGCUCAGGGAAGUGAAGGCGCUCUGGUACUCUGGAAGAGCCCGGAACAAUUGAUGCAGCAGAGAGCAGAGUCGCGAGGUCACAUCGCCUCGACGCCCAACGCUUCGUCCAACUCUUCAUCUGCGACGGCGACACCCCUCUCGACAGGCCACUCGACGCCAACAGCAGCAGGCAGUCACAAUCACCAAUCCCUUUUCGCCUUCGGUACCGCGUCGCCAGACGUGCCCUUCUCGCCCAUCUUCACAGGAGCGGCUGCCGCUCUCCCCCCGAGCAACGAAGAGAUGGAGAUGGACUACGAGUAGCGGUCGUGCUCCAGUUGUUUUGUUCACGGAAGAGCCAAUCUUUGUUUCCUUUGUCAACCUGUACCAUAUGCAUUCAGCCUCAUCUCGAAUCGUCAUGACGUGCCAUCGUAGCCUCUCUCAUCCCUGCAUGGCUCGUGCGCGGGUCACA